AUGAAUUUUGUUCGUCGAAUCAAACAAACAAUAAAUGAAUUGAAUUUCUUUGAAUUAGAAACAAUUCGUUUAGAAAAUUUUGAUCAACAAAAAGCAAUCAUAGCGACAAGGAUUUAUAUUAUACUUUUCUCAAUACUUUUAACAAUUCUGGUUACUUAUUUGACAUUACAAGGCGAAACUCGUACUAUCACUCUUAGUAAUCCAUUAGAAUCCGAUUUUACAACUCUUUUCAAAGAAUAUCCAAAUAGUUUAACAUGUCCAUGUCAACAAAUAACAAUUCCCUAUGAAAUAUUUCUGAAAAUAAUAGUUGAAUAUCAUCCAAUUUGUUCAAGUAUAUUUGUUAGUGAUGAUUGGAUAAAUCUCUUAUUUAAUUAUAAUAUGAGUUAUUUUUAUCCUCUUGAUUUUCGUUCAUCAUCUUUGGGACAAUUUCAAAUACUUUCAUCAUUAUGUUCACUUUCCAAACAAUAUCUUGAUGAACAUAUUCAAGAUUUACUUUCUGAUAGUUUUCUUACACCAAUAGCUCUUUCAUCACAAUUACUUGAUCAUCAAAGUCAAUCACAAAGUUCAUUCAUUCGAGCAUCCUCAACAAAUGCUUUUUUGCAAUUGUUACAAUUAAUUCGUAGUGCAACUUCUAUUGACGUGUUACAGAACGCUGCACAAACUGCACGACUUUCGCGAUCGCGGGUGAUCUAUGAUGGAUUAAUAACGACAACUCUGUAUAGCACCCAUUUUUCUGAUCGAAAUGGUACUAUUUGCGGUUGUGAUCUUGAAUCUACUUGCUCAUCAUCAUUUUCUGGCUUUUUUAAUUUAUCAGCUUAUGAGACUGUGCCUGUUGGAGACUAUACAUUCUCUCAAUCAUUGAUAACCAAAGUGCCAGGAUUUGUUGUUGGAUGUUAUGCACUUGAAUCACUUUUGAAAUCAUCACUUGAAUGUUUAUACGAUUUACAAUGCUUAAAUAUUAUAUUAAAUUUCUUUCCACAUAUCAAUAUAAACAAUAUUACUUAUCUAAAUAGAAAUAAAACAAAAUAUUUAAUUGAUACACUUGUUAAUGUACUUGUCGAAAAUUUAUUUAUUGAAAAUUGGACAAUUAAUAGUUCAUUUCAAAAUUAUUAUAAUAUGUGUGCACCUCUUUUAUGCACAUAUACAUUUAUUCAAUAUAAUAACAUAUUAUAUAUUAUAACACAAAUCUUAGGACUUUAUGGUGGAUUAGUUAUUGUUCUUCGUUUUAUUAUACCUUAUAUACUCCUCAAAUUUAAUAAACGUGUUCGUCAUGAAUCAACAGAAAUUACUCAAACUCGUUUGAUCGAUCGUUUUCGAAUCUUAUGUCAGUCAAUGAUUGAUCAUCUAAAACAAUUAAAUUUAUUUAAGAAAUUUGAUGCAACACGUAAUGAUCCUUAUGAAUUACAAACAUCACGUAUAGCUACUCGUUUUUUUCUCAUUGUCUUUCUUUUAACAAUGUGUAUUUUGGUAAUUUAUGUCCUCGUAAGUGUUCGUACACAAUCAUUCACUAUUUUACAACCAUCACAGAGUACUUUUGAAAAUCUACACAUGAAAUAUUCAAGUGAAGUGAAAUGUGCAUGUAAACAAUCAUUUAUUUCAUACGAAAGCUUUAUAUCUUUGUUACCCGAGUAUCAUCCAGUCUGUUCAAGUUUAUUUGUAUCUUCGGCUUGGCUAGCCUCACUUUCGUCUGCAAAUUGGUUGGAUACAUCUUUUAGUUUUAAGGAUUUUCGAGCAACAGGUAUAGUUAUUUUCCAAGUGAUUAAAACCUUAUGUUCGUAUGCUGAAAUAAUAAUAAGAAAUUCUUGGCAGAAUUUCAAACAAUCUCUAUAUGUUACCGAAUUUGCAUUGUCGAAAAGUGAAAUUAUUGAAGAGAUUCAAGGAAUAAUAAGUCAAUUUCAAUCAGGUACUAUUGCUGAUUUUAAACAAAAUUUGGAUACUAUUCGAUUACACACAAUAAAUACAUUGAGUACUAGUAUGGUAAAUGGUGGUCCUGGUUCUUAUAAAUUAUUGAAUACUACUGAUACUUAUAUUGAUUUUCAAUAUAUUUCAGCAGAUUGGGAUGAAUGUUCUUGUGCAUUGACUGAUGAUUGUAUUGUUCCAAUGGUAUUUUAUGAAUAUCCUAACUCACUUUCUCCUUAUUCACCUAUUCUCUUAUUCAAUGUUCCUGGAUUAUUCGUUGGUUGUUUUGCUAUCCGAUCAACUUUUCAUUCAUCACUUGAAUGUUUCUAUAAUGAAACUUGUCUAAGUACAAUUGAAACAAUGAUUCGUUCUAAUCGAUCUAUUAGUGUUGUUAGUCUGAAUCAAAGUCAAACUCGAUAUUCACCCAAUUCAUCUAUUGAAACAAUAUUUAAUGAAUUGAUUUUGGAAAAAUGGGGUACGAAAAUUGAAUACGAUCGUUAUUAUGAAGUAUGUGCUCCUAUUUCUUGUACUUAUACAACUAUAAAACAUAAUGAUCUCACAUAUAUUGUUACAUUUUUACUGGGUUUAUUUGGUGGUGUUUCCAUAUCAUUAAAAAUUCUUGUUUUAUUUCUCGUUCAAUGGAUACGAAAUCAAUCUCGAUCAAAUUUGAAUCCAUCGAAUUUGAACGAACAAAAUUUUCUUCAACGUUUCUCUCAAUUAAUAAAUAAAUUGAAGAUAAAAAUCCAAACACAUAAUAUAUUCGAAAGUGAAUUAUCAUGGUUUAAUGAACAACGUCGUCAAAAAGAAAUCCAAACUACUCGUAUUUAUUUUCUUCUUUUAUUAUUUCAUGUAAUUAUUCUCAUUAGUUUUACUUCAUUUUCUGUUUUAACAAAAUCUAUUACAAUUGAUUAUCCAACACAAUUAAUAUUCGAUAAUCUUCGAUUAAAUUCUCGAAUUUCAUCAACAUUAGAAUGUUUUUUGUCAACAAAUCAGUAUUUCAUAUAA
Adineta ricciae is the source of this 2904-nucleotide messenger RNA. The record is from the annotation of a GenBank genome assembly. Lineage: Eukaryota; Metazoa; Rotifera; Eurotatoria; Adinetida; Adinetidae.